Molecule: messenger RNA, 471 nt
Organism: Nipponia nippon (crested ibis)
Lineage: Eukaryota; Metazoa; Chordata; Aves; Pelecaniformes; Threskiornithidae
Source: RefSeq, a predicted model, not a curated record
AUGGGGGAGCGGGAGGGGAUGGGGGGCAACGGUGGAGCUACUGCGGGAACCAGGGAUGGGGACCGGGAUGGGGUUAGGGGGACACCGGAGCCACCAGGGAUGGGGACGGGGAUGGUGGAGGAACCAGGGAUGGGGACAGGGAUGAUGACCACCAGGGAGGAGGGACAUCAGGGCCACCGGGGAGCGGGGACAGGGAUAUUGGAGCCACUGGGACACCAGGACCACCUGGGAUGGGGACAGGGGCCAGCAGGGCCACCAGGGACAGGGAGGUUGGUGGCCGCUGGGCCACCAGGGCCACCAGGGCCAGGCACAGGGAGCCGCCGCCGCGGUCACCACCCCUCCCUAAUCGCCGGCUUCCGGGGGGACCCAGGCGUCCGCGGCCCCGCCCUGACCUUUGUGACCUUGAAACCCAAAGGGGACCCAGGGCGUCCGGACGCACCCACCCCGCCCCGAGUCCGGGUGACGCCCUGA